Molecule: messenger RNA, 594 nt
Organism: Sabethes cyaneus
Lineage: Eukaryota; Metazoa; Arthropoda; Insecta; Diptera; Culicidae
Product: poly(A) polymerase gamma-like
Exons: 1
Coding region: 1-594 (197 amino acids)
Cellular component (GO): nucleus
Molecular function (GO): poly(A) RNA polymerase activity; RNA binding
Source: RefSeq, a predicted model, not a curated record
AUGGAGUUCGAAGCGUCAAGUUUCUUUUCUAAAUAUCGCCAUUACAUUGUGCUCUUGGCAACAUCCAGCAACGCAGAUAGUCACCCAGAAUGGUGCCGGCUGGUCAAGUGCAACAUUCGGUUACUGCUUGUGAACCUGAAGCGUAUUCCACACAUUAAUUUGGCCCAAGUAUAUAGUAAACGUUUCAUGCAAGCCCCCAACGGCAUCAACGGACAGGUUAAGCAGUUGUGUGCUUUAUGGUUUAUCGGAUUGGAAUUCGACAGACCGUACAAUUUGAAUAUUGACUUGACCGGGCCCAUUCUAUGCUUUACCGAUGCAGUAUACAGACAAGCUAGGCAGAUAAAUCUUCUUAAGGAUGGUAUGGACGUCGAAGCUCGACACAUUCGACGGGAGCAAUUGAGAGAAUAUGUGGAUCCGAACCCGCUGCAGUUAGAUAGGAACAAUAACAACGCUGGUGUGGAGCUUGCCGUAGACACAUCGUCCACACAGAACACAGAGAUAGAACCAACGGCCACACCGAUGAUUAUCGAGGGACCAAGAACAGAUGCCGUCAGUUAUCCGGACCUAUUGGAUUUAUUAUACUUCGAUUUAUAG